Messenger RNA from Fusarium oxysporum Fo47, 2469 nucleotides. RefSeq lists its product as uncharacterized. Bases 268 to 2160 code for a protein of 630 amino acids. Gene Ontology annotation, molecular function: metal ion binding. Lineage: Eukaryota; Fungi; Ascomycota; Sordariomycetes; Hypocreales; Nectriaceae. The transcript is spliced from 4 exons. The record is from RefSeq and is a predicted model, not a curated record.
ACGAGGCUGGGGAAAGGCUGAGAGUGCUCUCUAUCUUUCUCUAAGCUUUCUCUCUUAGGCAAUUUCUUUCCCUCUCUCAACUUCAUUUUUCCAAAAAAAGAAUUGAAAGAAUUCGCCCAAAUCCAGCGAACACGACUUACACGUAACUGGGGCAUGUCAUGAGGCAGUUUGGCACCUGGCUCAUUUGACUCCGGGCGCGUGUCCAAGUUUCUACGCUCAUAAUUUGACUGGACCAAGACGCAACUCCCAUUCAAUCAGCGUCGAAAGAUGACUUUGUGUAAAUUCUUUCAGCAGGGCAACUGCAAAUUCGGCAAUAGUUGCCGAUUCGAACAUGUAAAUCCAAACAAUCGAAAUCAACCCUCGAACCGCUUCGGAGCUCUUGGAGGAGGGAGCAAUCAAAACCCAGCUGACAAAUACAACAUUACUACCGACACCAUCGAAAAGGAUUUGACGAACGAGGUUCCGCAAUGGAUCCUCUCAGCCUAUGCGCCAGGGCGAGAUGCUCCUGGUCAGCUCUUUGGCGGAUACCCGCGCGAACAGAGUUUUGAAGAGCUGCGGCUACAUUUCAUGAUGGGGAAAGCGUCGGGGAACGAACAGCAAGCUCUUAACGAAGCACAAGAGCUAUAUGCGCAGGCACAACAACAAAUGCAGACCGCUCUCCGCGAUGUUAAAGGGGCAAUUCAAUUUAUCGUAGGCGAAGAAAACAACCACCCGAAUCGGCACGAUAUUUGCAAACAGGGAACGCAAGGAGCCCCCUUUGGCGAAUUUCUUGUUGGGAAGCGACCCAAAUCGACAAUCGCUGAUACUGGCGCUCAGCCAACCCCGUUCGGGUCCAACAACAACAAUCCUUCAAGUCCUUUUGGUGGUGGCGCAUCGACCGGUGGAAGCGCCUUUGGGCAGCCAUCGACUCUCGGCGCGAAACCAAGCGCGUUUGGUGCACCGUCCUUUGGUCAACCAUCGCAGCCAGCACAAGGAGGAGGCUCGGUCUUUGGUCAGCCAUCGCAACCUUCAGCGUUCGGACAACCAUCACAGUUGGGACAAACCGCCUCGGCAUUCGGCAAGCCAGCGCAAACCUCAACCUUUGGCCAGCAGUCACAGCCAGGAUCUGCUUUUGGCCAAACUUCAGCUUUAGGCGCAAAGCCCAACCCGUUUGGCACACCAGCCUUUGGACAACCUUCGCAACCAAAUGCACAAGGCAGUGUCUUCGGCCAACCGUCACAACCAAAUACGCAAGGCAGCGCAUUCGGUCAACCGUCACAGCUAAACGUGCAGGGCAGUGCCUUUGGCCAAGCCAGCCAGCUUGGACAGAAACCGAGUCCCUUCGGAGCACCAAGUGGAACGAACAACAGCUCUAGCCCAUUCGGUGCCGUCGCAAAUAACAAUAAUGCCCCUGCAGCGAACCCCUUUGGUGCUCCAAGUGGUAGUGCGACAACCAGUCAGCCUGCCAAUCCUUUCGGAUCCAACAAUAAUAACCAGAACAAUGCCCCGGCGAAUCCGUUUGGACAGCCUUCACAGCCUGCUCAGGGAAGCUCGCCAUUUGGCCAACCUUCAAAUGCUGUCGCACCAGCAACGUCAACCCCAUUCGGUGCAUCUAACGCGACCUCGAAUCAACCUACAAACAGUCCAUUUGGCCAGCCUUCACAGACUCAGUCAAAUGGCUUUGCAUCGCAGAAUAACCAACCACCAGCAAGCAAUCCAUUUGGUCAACCCUCGCAGCAGAAACCAGCGAAUCCUUUUGGCCAACCCUCCAACGCUGCACCAGCUGCCGCGAACCCGUUUGCUACAACACAGGCUCAAAAACCCCCAGCAGCAGCAGCAGCCACUUCGACAGGCCCAUAUCCACCGAACAGCAGUAGACAGCAUCCGCCAAUUGAGAGCUAUAGCUCAAAAGGCAUGGAUGGACGGCUAUUAACGUUCAAGGGCAAAUCAGUCAUUUACAAGGACGGCAAACCCGGAAUCCGAGAAUUUGAUGGGACAUGGCGGCGGAUUUGGUUCCCAGAUGGUCCUCCUGCAUUCUCAGCGGAUACAGAAUUGCCCCCUGAGAUGUAUGACGACAAGUCCAAGGCUCAGUGGAUGGCCUUCGCACAGACUGGAACCUUUGAGGGUGGCCUGAUGCCCGAACUACCGCCUCCGCGAGAAUGUACACUAUGGGACUUCUAGCCAAGGAGUCAAGUUGAGUCAGUUCACAACUUGUUUUAUAUAUGAUGUGGAGAUGAAGAGUCGGGGAUGAAUAGAUGGCGUUAGACGAUUCAGGAGAAUGCAUUAAUUGGCGUUGUGUAUAAUCAUUGGGGAUGCUUGGAUGCAUAAUCUAGACAGUAAAAGAAACAAUUUCACGAGAUAAGUAAAGUGAAGGAUGGUAUCAGAUUCAGUGCAUUUUUAUUAGGUUGCUGUGUGGUUUUGAUACAGCAGGCCCCACUUCAAGUGAUGAAAUGACAUAAGAGUUUAUCGAAUGCUAGAGAUCUCACAAAG